UUGAUGUUUCUCGGUCCUUUGCAGACACUGUACUCCAUUUCCUGUGUUGGGAGGGUUUAACUGUCCGGAAGCGGAAGUCUCUUUCUCUUCCGUUCUUUUCGGUGCUAUCCGCUGGCCGUCGCGAGCUCCGAUCGCCCGUCGCCAUGCCUCGGAAAAUUGAGGAAAUCAAGGACUUCCUGCUCACAGCCAGGCGAAAGGAUGCCAAAUCCGUCAAGAUCAAGAAAAACAAGGAUAAUGUGAAGUUCAAAGUCCGCUGCAGCAGGUACCUCUACACCCUGGUCAUCACAGACAAGGAGAAGGCAGAGAAGCUGAAGCAGUCCCUGCCCCCUGGUUUGGCAGUGAAGGAGCUGAAAUGAACUUGGACUGUAUUAAAAAUCUUCAAAAGUCUUGUGUCCUCUGUCUUUUU
Messenger RNA from Nannospalax galili (Upper Galilee mountains blind mole rat), 406 nucleotides. It is a transcript of the gene Rpl38, whose product is annotated as ribosomal protein L38. Gene Ontology annotation, cellular component: ribosome; cytosolic large ribosomal subunit. Gene Ontology annotation, molecular function: structural constituent of ribosome. The coding region runs from base 144 to 356 and encodes 70 amino acids. Gene Ontology annotation, biological process: protein-RNA complex assembly; translation. Lineage: Eukaryota; Metazoa; Chordata; Mammalia; Rodentia; Spalacidae. The transcript has 5 exons. The record is from RefSeq and is a predicted model, not a curated record.